This is a messenger RNA of Carassius auratus (goldfish), 1581 nucleotides long. Its product is annotated as ER lumen protein-retaining receptor 3-like. The record is from RefSeq and is a predicted model, not a curated record. Gene Ontology annotation, biological process: protein retention in ER lumen. Gene Ontology annotation, molecular function: ER lumen protein retrieval receptor activity. Gene Ontology annotation, cellular component: membrane. Lineage: Eukaryota; Metazoa; Chordata; Actinopteri; Cypriniformes; Cyprinidae. Bases 203 to 850 code for a protein of 215 amino acids. The transcript has 6 exons.
AGUUUUUGCUUGUAACCGAGAAAACCCGGAUCCUGGUCGCGCGCACCGUCAGCCACGUCACCGAUCAGCGGCGCGAGCCCACAGUCCAGUGUAGAUCAGCAGAGAGUUGCAGGACAUUUUCACGGAAUCUGUUUGGACAAACAUCUGAUCUGAGAUCAGCUUCACAACUCUUUAAUUCCAGCGCUGAUUACUGAACAGUAACAUGAAUAUCUUCCGACUGUCUGGAGAUGUUUGUCAUCUGGUCGCCAUCAUUAUUCUGUUCCUGAAGAUCUGGAGAUCCAAAUCAUGCGCAGGUAUUUCUGGCAAGUCUCAGGUGCUGUUCGCACUGGUCUUCACCACCAGAUAUCUGGACUUGUUCACAUCCUUCAUCUCUGUCUACAACACCAUCAUGAAGGUGGUCUAUCUGGUCCUGGCGUACGCCACCGUCAGCUUCAUCUACUUCCGCUUCAGGAACUCGUACGACUCUGAGGGCGACUCGUUCCGCGUGGAGUUCCUGCUGGUGCCGGUGGCCGGUCUGUCGUUCCUGGAGAACUACGCCUUCACGCCGCUGGAGAUACUGUGGACGUUCUCCAUCUAUCUGGAGUCGGUGGCCAUCUUGCCGCAGCUCUUCAUGAUCACGAAGACAGGCGAGGCCGAGUCCAUCACCACACACUACCUGUUCUUCCUGGGCCUGUACCGCACGCUGUACCUCGCUAACUGGGUGUGGCGCUAUCACGUGGAGGGAUUCUUCGACCAGAUCGCCGUGGUGUCUGGCGUCGUCCAGACCAUCUUCUACUGCGAUUUCUUCUAUCUGUACUUCACCAGAGUGCUGAGAGGAAGUGGAAAGAUGAGUUUGCCGAUGCCAGUGUGAGUCGUUGGAUCAGACCCCGCCCUCCGUUAGGCCACACCCAGUUGUGACAUCAUCAGCGGCCGCCCCUGUAGUUCUUGUGUUUGAGCUGCAUUGUGCGGCUGGCGUAAAUGUGCCUUACAGUGAUCAGAUCUGCUGGACAUAUCUCGUCUUUGAUGCCUUAAUGUAUUUUUGUUCAUAAAGACAAUGUUUUGAGGACGCCUGUGUUUGUUUAUAUGUAUAAAUGUGUGUGUGUAAGUUUGAGAAACGCUCCACAUUCUGUAUUUCAUAGUUUGCUUUUCUCAUUUAUACUCAGUCUUUUUUUUUUUUAUCCUGCAGUAUAGUACAUGAUUUUUUUUUUUUGUAGGGUGAUCACAGACCAAUCAUUGUAUCACAUCAAAUUACUGUUAUUGGUCAAACUCCAUUUCAAUCAUUACCUUCAGCAAGUAUGAAAACAGGAAGACCUGGAUAUUUUAGGCAACAUAUAAACCCUGGCCAGGAAAAAUGGCACAUAUGAUCACCUGAGUUUACGACCAAUGAACUGUUUUUCAUUCUGUAAAGGGACGUUUGUUUGGGAUCUUUAAAUGUUUUUGUGCCAAUGAAGAACCGUGAAGAACAUGUUAAACCACAUUUCAGUCUGAGAACGACAUUUACCAGAUGUCUGGCAAUAGCAGAAUGAUUUUUUUAAUGAAGAUGGGCAGUUUAUCUGUCCUGGUUUUUAUAAAGCAUGCCAAUAAAGAGUUUCUGUCUCUGCA